GUCAACCGAAACAAAGAAAUGAAUAACCAAAGGCGUUCCUUUAAAUCCAGCUUGAAUAUGAGGCACCGCUUUUUAAAAAAAAAAUAAGACAAAUGAGAAGAAAGUGGCUGACAAAAGGAAAUUGAAAUGUUUUUCGGCGGGGGGAGGAGACGUUUUUUUUUUCGGCGACAUUUCAAACGUCAACCUGACGAGAGCUCGUUCCGCCUCACUGGCUCCUUGCAUCAAAUGAGCUCAAUGAUGAUGACCGCCGACAGAAGCAUGAAAAGGGGAAAGUUGAAGCGCCUCUUUGCCGAAUCAUUUCCUCAACAAAUUCAAAAACAGCCUUCAGAAUGAAAAGAGCUGUUGCAUGCCGGCUGCAUUGGUGGAAAGUUCAACGUGGAGUCGCUCCCGAUUGGCUGCCGCGGCGUGCGUGUGCCCGUGUGUGUUUAGCGCAAGUGGGGGGGAUAAAGACGCGCAUCCCGGCCGAGCGCAAAAGGAAAAGUGAACUCUCGCCCGCAUCAUGCCCGGCAAGGACGGCGCCGCGCUUUCGGACGCGGUAAUGAAGCAGCAGAGCCCCGCGGGGCACCGCCGCCGCGGUUUCGGCAUCCAGGAGCUCCUCGGCCUCAACAAGGAGCCUCCGGCGUCGUCGCCGCCGCCGCAUCGGCCGCAGCCGCCGCCGCUGCUGCUAUCGUCCGCCGCCGCCGCCCUGGAGGCGCUGCCCCACCGGGGCCACGUCCUGGCCGCCCGCUCGGCCCUCGGAGGCGGCGGCCUGGGCGGGCUCGUGGGCGGCCUGGGCGCCGGCCUGCUGGGCCCCGAGGGCGCGCACUCCUUCUACCGCCAGCCCGCCUUCCUGGAGGUUCUGUCCGAGGCGCACAAUGUGCACCUGCAGCCGCUGCGCGGGGCCAACGCGCGCAUGCACGACGUGCACAACUCGGCCAGCUCGGAUUCCGAUGACGCGAGUCUUCCCUCCCGUGAUAAGUUCUCCAAAUCUUCCUUGAGCCAAAGCAAGAAAAGAAAGAAAAGACGACACAGAACCAUUUUCACGUCUUAUCAGCUGGAGGAGCUGGAGAAAGCCUUCAAUGAGGCCCACUAUCCGGACGUGUACGCCAGAGAAUUGCUGUCCGUGAAGACGGAGCUGCCAGAGGACAGGAUACAGGUGUGGUUCCAGAACCGGCGGGCCAAGUGGCGGAAGCGCGAGAAGUGCUGGGGCCGCAGCAGCGUGAUGGCCGAAUACGGCCUGUACGGCGCCAUGGUGCGGCACUGCAUCCCGCUCCCCGAGUCCAUUCUCAAGUCGGCCCGGGAGGGCGUCGCCGACUCGGACGCGCCCUGGCUACUGGGUGAGAGUCGGGAGGGAGGCCGUCCGUUUUCGGCAAGUGAGAAAAUGCCGCAGACAAAACGAGGCCUUCUGUCCUUCAGGUAUGCACAAGAAGUCCGCGGAGACGCCGGACGCGGAGCAAAGGGGUGGCGGCGCGACGCCGCCGUUUUCUCGUGCGGCGGCGGCCAGGCCCCAGGAAAAGGAACGGACGGACGGCGGCGAGGACGAACUGCGGGUUCACAGUAUCGCCGUUCUGCGAGCCAAGGCGCAGGAGCACGGCGCCAAGAUGCUCGACACGCGCCGGCGCAAGGACGGAGCCCGGCGCGGCCCGGCUGAGGACCGGACGGACCACGCAGAAGGUUUCGGGGGAACGUGACAAACACGGCUGGCG
Hippocampus comes (tiger tail seahorse) is the source of this 1685-nucleotide messenger RNA. RefSeq names its product visual system homeobox 2-like. The transcript has 4 exons. Gene Ontology annotation, cellular component: nucleus. The coding region runs from base 500 to 1630 and encodes 376 amino acids. The record is from RefSeq and is a predicted model, not a curated record. Lineage: Eukaryota; Metazoa; Chordata; Actinopteri; Syngnathiformes; Syngnathidae. Gene Ontology annotation, biological process: regulation of transcription by RNA polymerase II. Gene Ontology annotation, molecular function: DNA-binding transcription factor activity, RNA polymerase II-specific; sequence-specific double-stranded DNA binding.